Eleginops maclovinus (Patagonian blennie) is the source of this 2784-nucleotide messenger RNA. It is a transcript of the gene dedd2, whose product is annotated as death effector domain-containing 1. Lineage: Eukaryota; Metazoa; Chordata; Actinopteri; Perciformes; Eleginopidae. Bases 259 to 1458 code for a protein of 399 amino acids. Gene Ontology annotation, biological process: regulation of apoptotic process; extrinsic apoptotic signaling pathway via death domain receptors; apoptotic process. Gene Ontology annotation, cellular component: nucleolus. The transcript is spliced from 6 exons. The record is from RefSeq and is a predicted model, not a curated record. Gene Ontology annotation, molecular function: DNA binding; protein binding.
UCAGUUUCUCUACGUUAUUGUGCCACUGUCAAUACUGGAAGUUGCUGAGGAAGCAUUCAGACCAUCCGACGCGUAUGUGCAGGAACGUGAGAAUUCAGAAACGUGAUGACGUAACAUGUGGACGCCGUUAUUUGCGUACAGUCUGUGGUUAUUUGCUGCAACGUUUGCUGUUGAGUACUUAAAGGUCUCUGGCUGUCAAAGAUACUCGGUGAAAAUACGCCAACAAACCACAUUCACACUGACAGAGCUCUACAUUGCAUGCUACAAGACAACGUCGAGCUGACAUCGAAGACAGUGGGAAGGUGGAGAAGGGCUAAAGGCAGACCCAUGGCUGCAGUGCAUCAUCCGCGGUUCCCACACAGGGACUCACUCUACUGGGAUGAAACAGACUGCCAAAACUACUAUGGGAUGUUGUCACUCCAUGAGGUCUUUGAAGUAGUUGGUUGUCAGUUAACAGAAACUGACAUUGAGGUGUUGUCCUUCCUCCUGAAUGAAGCCUGUCCUGCACCUCACCCCCUUGACCCAACAGGUUGGACAGUUAAGCCCUGUGAGGACGAUCCUAAUGACUUAGGCGUUCCUCCGAGUCCUGAGCUGCUAAAGGCCUGGAUGCGUUUGAAGCCUGAGGGCUCCCAGGGUCCCUUAGUGGCCUCAUGCGCGCCUAAGAGUGGGCUUGAGCUGUUGUUAGAGCUGGAGAAGCGAGGUUACCUCAGCGACGGGACUCUGGAGCCACUACUGCAACUACUGAGAGUCCUCACUCGUCACGACCUGCUGCCGCUCGUGUCACACAAGUGUAGACCGACAGUAACUCCAGAAAGAAUAGGACCAAUGCCUCGCAGCAAAAAGCCGACAGAAAUACUUCAUCCAUAUUAUGCACAGCGCUUGAGAACUGGUGUUGUCCCCCCUGUGACUGGGCCAUCUGUUAGUGGGAGGAGGAAGAAGAGGGGAAAUAGCUGGAGCCGCAGGCCAACGAGAUCAAGCAGAACCGGCCCACCUCUGCCUCCUCCACCACCACCACCACCACCAGCACAUAAAGACUCCUGCAAUAUCCGCCUGCAUGUCCGGGCCGAGUACCUGGAGCACGAGUCGGCUCUCCGGGAGGGAGUCUCGUCAGACAAACAGCAGCCCCUGGAGCGGCAGUUUGAGUUGUUCAGCAAAGCCAACACUCUGCUCCGGUCCAGAGACCUCGGGACCGUCAUCUGCAACAUCAAGUUCACAGAUCUUGACAAACUGGAGCAGUUCUGGGCGGACUACCUCAGCGGAGUUCUGCUGGAGACCAUGAAGGGAGUGUUCAUCACCGACAACCUGAGGAGGGCUGCAGGCAGGGAGGGCGUCCGCCUGAUGCUCAGUGUGGACCAGGACGACUAUGAGGAAGGCCGAAUGCUGCUGACAGACAGCAUAAUGCUGUCAUCUAGUAAGGGUGGGGGGAACAGAGACUUGCUGAGCUUUAUAGGCUUAUAAGAGAGUAGGAUAUUGACUUUAAAUAACAUUAUCAUUUUUGUUGCAAUCCCUGUAAUAACCACUAGAUGGCAGCUCUUACCAUUGGUUGUUUGUGAUCAUAAUCAGCCUUACAUUUUCAGAACAGUUAUUUUGUUUAAAAAAAACAUUACCUCUAUUUGUGAAAGAGAUCUGAAUAAUAAUGUGCUUUCAUGAACAGGUGCCACUUUGUAGGACACCAGGAUUAGACAGGAUAUGACUUCUUAGACACCGAGAAAGCAAGUGUGCCAAAAUAAGUGGUAAUAAAAAAGGUUACCACAAUUUAUGUGCAACAAGUGAUAGAAAAUAUCACAAAUAACUACAUAUUGUUUAGGGUUGAGAUUACAUACACACACAUUUACAUACACACAAACACUCCUGAAAGAAGAAAGGCAGUUGUUUUAGAGCAUGUUGUACUCGUAGAGUAGUGAUGAUUUUGAGUAGCACUUCUUUAUUUUACACUAAUAUAAAGGACAAAGAAACAUGCCAAGUUAAGUUUCUGAUCUUUAAAAAAAUGCCAGAGAGUUGAGCAAAGACGAAAAAAGUGGCCCUCGCUCGGUAAAGAUUGACCUUUGUGUCCAACUUUGGAGAGUGGAGCCCACGCAUACACACCUAGAUAACCAACGGGGACUCUCAGCCCUGUGUGCAAUGAUAACUCGACUUGUGAUUGCCGUGGUCAGUGGAUACGGCAGUUGCCAGUAGAUGACAGCAGUGAUUAGGGCUAGGCCUCAGUAGACCAUGGAAGAUUCAUCAUCCAAAGCUUGUCAACAGACACCCAGAUAAUGCAAUGGUGGCUUGUGCCCGUGCUUCCAGCUAGGCCUCGGCAAGUGCCUCUCUCAGCAAGUAAAGCACAGGACAGCGCGUCGGUCAAUAGAAGUGAUGUUGGGGAGAUCAAAAUCAAAAGUGCACAUCCCAGCUCCACUCAGCCCUGCGAUGUAGGCCCAGUAGAGUGGCUCACGGACAGCUGUCGACUCGCCCUGCUGGAACUAAUGCCUGGACUUCACUCAUAGAACACGAUCAAUAAGCCCCCCCUCCGUACCGCCACGACUUAAGCAGGCAGACUCGCUACUGUCUGAAGCGCAGGCCAGCCGGGCAGAGGGAGGGACAAUGGACAUAUUUCUGUUUGCUUAAGUGUCGUUUGGAUACUGAAUUUGUAUGUUUAAUUAUAGACUGUAUAUUCAUAAAAAAAGAAGAAAAUUCAGGGAAACAUGUUAAAGAACAAUUUCUUUUGGAAUGCCAAUUCUUUCUGUUGAUGUUUGUCUAAAUAUGAAAUAUUAUUUCUGGUGAAUAAUAAAAGUUUAAAGGCCUAAA